Messenger RNA from Drosophila busckii, 1418 nucleotides. It is a transcript of the gene Wnt10, whose product is annotated as protein Wnt-10b. The record is from RefSeq and is a predicted model, not a curated record. Lineage: Eukaryota; Metazoa; Arthropoda; Insecta; Diptera; Drosophilidae. Gene Ontology annotation, cellular component: extracellular region. The coding region runs from base 1 to 1344 and encodes 447 amino acids. Gene Ontology annotation, molecular function: frizzled binding; cytokine activity. The transcript has 7 exons. Gene Ontology annotation, biological process: multicellular organism development; neuron differentiation; canonical Wnt signaling pathway.
AUGACUCCGUGGCAAGCAGCAACAUCUAUAGCAGCAGCAACAACAACAACGCGUCAUUGCCAUUUGCAUUUAAUUAUUGUGAUUAUCUUGGCCUGCUGCACACGCUGGUUAUAUGGUCUGCCCGAUGGACGUGCCACAUGCCGCUCAGUGCCCGGUUUAACCAAGGAUCAGGUGGAGCUUUGCUAUAAAGCAAGCGAUGUGACGGCAGCGGCGUUAGAGGGUCUCGAUAUGGCCAUACGCGAAUGUCAAAUACAGUUUCAGUGGCAUCGUUGGAACUGCUCCUCGCUCAGCACCAAGAGUCGCAAUCCGCAUGCAUCGAAUCUGCUCAAGAAAGGUUAUCGCGAGAGCGCAUUCGCCUUUGCCAUCUCGGCGGCUGGCGUGGCCCACAGCGUGGCGCGGGCUUGCAGUCAAGGUCGCCUGAUGUCCUGCGGCUGUGAUCCGAGCAUUAAUCGCAAGACACUGAACAAGAAUCUGCGUCAAUCGCUGGACAAAGAGAAGAAACAAUUUUUGCAAUAUUUGGAAACGAAUCAGAUUCUAACGCCCGAGGAGGAAAAGAAGCUCGAGCGCUCGAAGAUUGCAAGUCGCUGGAAAUGGGGCGGCUGCUCGCAUAACAUGGACUUUGGUGUGGAGUACUCGAAGCUGUUUUUGGAUUGUCGCGAAAAGGCGGGCGAUAUACAAUCGAAGAUUAAUCUGCAUAAUAAUCAUGCUGGACGCAUGGCUGUAUCCAAUAAUAUGGAGUUUCGUUGCAAGUGUCAUGGCAUGUCGGGCAGCUGUCAGCUGAAGACUUGCUGGAAGUCGGCGCCUGAUUUUCAUAUUGUUGGCAAAGUGCUGAAGCAUCAAUUUCGCAAGGCCAUACUGGUGGAUCAAUCGAAUCUGGGCAAUGGUGAGCCCGUCGUUGUGCUGAAGCGUGCACGCAAUAAGAAAUCAAAUGCUGGCAGCGCUGGCAACAACGGCGACGCCAAUUUGGAUGCCGUCGAUGUGUCUGGCGCUCUGCUGGCCGCUGGCAAUCCCACCGAUCUGGAUGUGGAGCGUGGCACGCGUCAGACCAGCGCUGAUAAGAAUGCCGCGCGCAUGGCUCGCAAGCUGGAGACUUCGCUCUUCUACUAUCAACGCUCGCCGAAUUUCUGUGAGCGCGAUCUGAGCGCCGAUAUUCAGGGCACAUUGGGUCGCAAAUGCAAUCGCAAUGCGACGACCAGCGAUGGCUGCGCCUCCCUCUGCUGUGGGCGUGGCCACAGUCAAGUCAAGGAGCGUCGCGCCGAGCGCUGUCGCUGUAAAUUUCAAUGGUGCUGUAGCGUCGAAUGCGAUGAAUGCCAUGUCGAGGAAUGGAUAAGCGUGUGCAAUUAAGAACUGAUAAAAGACUUGCCCCCCCACACACCCCCAACCCGCAUAACAAAAAAAAGAAACUCCUGCAAUCAAAC